Suncus etruscus (white-toothed pygmy shrew) is the source of this 933-nucleotide messenger RNA. RefSeq names its product olfactory receptor 14J1-like. Gene Ontology annotation, biological process: G protein-coupled receptor signaling pathway. Gene Ontology annotation, cellular component: membrane. Gene Ontology annotation, molecular function: G protein-coupled receptor activity; olfactory receptor activity. The record is from RefSeq and is a predicted model, not a curated record. The coding region runs from base 1 to 933 and encodes 310 amino acids. NCBI's taxonomy places the organism in Eukaryota, Metazoa, Chordata, Mammalia, Eulipotyphla, Soricidae. The transcript has a single exon.
AUGACUAAUUUUACCAUGAGUGGAUUUCUUCUCCUGGGAUUUCCUGUCAGUGCUGAGCUAGAAAUAUUCUAUGCAUCUUUGUUCUUAGUCUUCUAUGUGUUGGCUUUAACUGGCAACUUCCUCAUUAUCACCACCAUUACCAUGGAUGACAGUCUCAACUCCCCCAUGUACUUCUUCCUGAAGCAUCUCUCCUUCUUGGACCUCUGCUAUAUUUCUGUGACUGUACCAAAAUUUAUUUAUAACUCUUUCAUGCAAAGUGGAAACAUUUCCUUCUGGGAAUGCGUAUUCCAGAGCUUUGCUUUUAUUGCCUUUGCUCUCGCUGAGCUGGGUAUGCUCACUGUGAUGUCCUAUGACCGCUACGUGGCCAUCUGCCUUCCACUGCGCUAUGACAUCAUCAUGAAUGUCAGAGCCUGUGUCCAUGGUGUCGUUGGUGUCUGGGUCAGUGGAACCAUUUCUGGAGUCAUGCAUGCAGCAGCGACAUUCUCCAUCCACUUCUGUGGCCCCAGGAUCAUCCAUCAGUUCUUCUGUGACAUCCCCCAGAUUCUGAAACUUUCCUGCUCCAAUGAGUAUAUUGGUGAUGUUGCUGUCACUAUUUUCCUCUCUUUUCUGGCAUUUCUCUGUGUCAUCUUUAUUGGCUUCUCCUACAUACACAUAUUUUCCUCUGUGUUGAGGAUGCCUUCAGCGGAGGGCAGAGCCAAGGCCUUUUCCACCUGCCUCCCCCACCUCACUGUGGUCUUAUUAUUUAUUUCUACAGCUUCCUUUGAGUAUUUAAAACCUCAUUCUGAUUCUCCAACUGCUUUGGACAUUUUGCUCACUAUUAUGUAUACAGUAGUUCCCCCAACAUUCAAUCCACUCAUCUACAGCCUGAGAAAUAAAGCCAUCAAGUCAGCUCUCGGUAAUGUUUUUAAAAGAAAUAAAUGUCUCUUCUGUUGA